Molecule: messenger RNA, 1198 nt
Organism: Parasteatoda tepidariorum (common house spider)
Lineage: Eukaryota; Metazoa; Arthropoda; Arachnida; Araneae; Theridiidae
Gene: Pfdn2
Product: prefoldin 2
Biological process (GO): protein folding
Cellular component (GO): prefoldin complex
Source: RefSeq, a predicted model, not a curated record
AAGUGCCAUUAUCUCUGAAUGCUGUCUACGCAUUUCUGAUCUCCCUAAAAGAAAUGGAGAGGACAGGAGAUUUUCGCUGGAAAAUAUAUUUAUUCCAUCAGAAGGUUAUCUUUCUUUCUUCAUGGAGAUCGGAUGUUCAUUAAUUGCCUUUAGUUAGAAUAGACUUUGAAAAAAUUAAUGAAUUUAUUGAGACCGUAAGCUUAACUAAAAUCGGUAGCCAGAAACGUUUGCUUUCAGUAAAUGACUUGCUAUUUAGAAAAAUAUUAGUGGCAACAAUUAGAAUAGUUUUGGUCUUGUCAAGAUGGCUUCUGAGGGAGAAAAGUCAGUAAAAACUAGCGACAAAUCUAAAAAAUUCACUCAGGAGCAAAUUAUUGCGACUUUCAAUAAACUAAGACAAGAACAGAAGACUUUAGUAUCAAGAUUAACUGAAGUUGAACAAGAUUUAAAUGAGCACAGCCUUGUUGUAGAUGCACUAAGAGAUGUUAAUCCUGAAAGAGUUUGUUAUCGAAUGAUAGGAGGGAUUUUAGUUGAAAGAACCGUUAGUAAUGUUCUUCCAGCUGUUGCUCAUAACAAAGAACAACUAUCAAAAGUUUUGGAGGUUUUAAACAAACAGAUUGAAGUAAAGGGCAAAGAAAUUAAUGAAUUUAAAGAGAAGUAUAACAUACAGAUCAGAAAAGAUCCCCCCAUAUCUGAUUCCAGUAAAGAGGAACCCCCGCAAGCAUCGUCUAGUGUUCUCGUAAAAACAGAAUCCUAGUACAAAAACUUUUUAUUUUCAUAACCUAAUUUUUUUCACCCUUGUUUUUAUAUGGCUCAUUGUGUAACUCAAAGUGUGUUUUGCACUUGUUGAAAUGUGAUGCCCAUUUGUUUUACAGAUUGCUACACUAUAUAUGGAUGCUGUUGUUUUUUUCUUCCAAUUAUUAUUAGUUAAAAUUAAGUAAAUGAUUGUUUGAAGUUCUUUAAUGGAGUUAUUUAUUAACAUAUGCUUUCUAAAUUUAAAAUGGAAAAGCUAUUAAAUUCUAAAUUUAAAAUGGCAAAACUGUUCUUGUCUUGUAAUAUAAUCUGUAUUUAAAAAGUAAACCAGCUAGCUAGCUAAAUUUGUACAAAUUGGUAUUGUGCUUAUCAAAUUGGAAAAGUGUUUCAAUUUGGCAAAUAAAUUUUUUAAUUAUUUGCAAAUAAAUUUUGAAUGUAUUUGCUUAAA